CUCGCUCUUGCGCGCGUUGGGCGCGUUGGUUAAUGACUCGCUCCCCCUCGCUCACCGCUGCUGCUGAUCAAAGGCGUUUGCAGCAGACCGCCCUGGAUAGUCGUGGAGUCACAGAGCUCUGUUUCUCCUUCUGUUUGCGGAUCAUAACGGCUUCAUAUCAAGACGUUUACACCGCGAGACUAGCCCGCAGCGAUCGGCGUUUAUUUUCUUCCGUUCUUCUCUGGCGAUAAAGCAGGCGAGCGCGGAAGAGAACGCGCGGUAAUGGGAAGAAGAUACGGCGUGUUUUCAUUAGGUUACAUUUCCGAAGAAUGAUCCAUCCAUCUGUCGAUCACGUUUUACGAGCACAAACAUCCUUCUUCACGCAUUGGACGUAGACUUUCGGAGCACGGGAGAGUUUUGAGCAUGCACGGCGCUUAAACCAACAGUUUUUACAAACACUUGGACUGAAUUUCGGCGUCUCGUCGCUUCGCUGACACUCUUGAUUUGAUCUCUGGAUGUAUUUUUCCAGCUCUUGUGUCCUGGAGUGGUGUGCACCGUGCCAAACACGUAUAGAUGUUGUGAAAUAACCCAUGAUGUUGCAGUUUUGGGGGUUUUCGGCUGAGAUGCGUCUUAUUUCAUUCACUAAACUUCAGUGUUGCUCUGUUUGGCCAUGAGUCUUCAUCAUCAUCAUCAUCAACAGCAGCAGCAGCAUCAUUAGAAAGCAGUUGUGCGUAACCACGUUGAUGCUUGCCUUUUGAGGCAUUUUAAUAUGCAUGGUUGUGACGCUUUCAGUACAUUUGCGUUCAUAAAGCUUCAGUUUAGUCUUCUAGUUGCGCAUCGUCUUCAGAAAUCUGUGGGUUUGUAGGGACGUAGCAUGUAUUGUGAUUGAUGUGUGAUACAUGCAUGACAUUAUUGGCCACUUUAAUGCUGCUUUAAGUUCAUAAAGCGUCAUCAUCAUCAUCUUCAGUGUGUUUGCAGGCAUUUGCUCGCCUAAUAAGGUGUUUAAUAUGCAUUACUGACACAUGUUGGCUGUGCAUACUAAUAUAGAUUUCACAAAUGCUGCUUUAACUUUUUAAAAGUGCAUUAAUGUUCAUAAACGCAUAAUUUCGUCUACCAGUUGAGCAUCAUUGCCAUUUUCUGGCACUUUGCUUGCGUUUUAAUAUGCAUUAAUGUAAUGUCUUUUGGCUGUGCAUAUUAUUAUAUGCUACUUAAAUCCUGCUUUAACUUGAUAGAGUACAUUUAAGUCCAUAUAGUUUCAAUUUCGUGUCUUAGAUGGGCAUUAACAUUGUGUAGAUUUUGUCUGUGCAUAACAUUUUGUACCUCUGGCAUUUAAGACCUUAAAGUCUCAUUUCGGUCUCGCAGAUGAGAUGUUGCAUGACUGCUCUGAAACUAAAGGAAGCUGGUUUUGAAGCAGUGAGCGCGCAAUGACGCUGUUGUUGCGCGCAAAUGUGUUGACGCCACCUGUGGUCUCUUAAAUCGAUCGAUUCAGGAAGAUUUAGGCACUUUGACCAGGAGAGAGUUCAGUUUGCACGGCAGCCGCGUCGCUUGCGUUUUCUAACCAAGUUUAGGUGUGUAUUGUCGUGCGUAACGCCUAAGUGGAGCGUUUAAAUGGUGCUCCGAAAGUUACCCGGUGUCUCAGCAUCGGGCAUGGGGCUUCGUCUGUCUCAGAAAUUCGUGUUUCUGCUGUUCCUGUCGGGGUUGGUUACUCUGUGCUUCGGGGCACUUUUCUUUCUACCCGACUCCGUGCGCCUCAAGCGCAUCUUCCUCUCCAAGAACGAGAGUCCCGCGGUGACCGUGGGCUCCGACAAUGAGCUUUCCAAAAAGAUGCCCGGGGAUCCAGAGCAUCAGCGGGCGGGUUUAAAAGGGGGCGAGGGGGCGAAUGUCAAGCUCAGAGUGAGCCGCAAGCCCUCGGUGACCCAUGGAGCGAGAACCGUGGAGAGAUCUGUUGGGAGUAGAGCGCAGGACGAGUGGAGUCCGGCGAGGGCGCAGGAACCGGCGGCCAGAGACGAGCGGGUCACCUCGGCCGCUCAUAACGGGGAACGCGGGAGCCCUUACAACUAUGAGGCGUUUAAAAAGUGUCUGCUGAAACCAGCUUUGGGGAAGAACCAGGGAACUCCAUCGGAUUCCGAGACGCUUCAGCGGAGGGAGAAAGUCAAAGAGAUGAUGAAGUUUGCCUGGGACAACUAUAAACGUUACGCUUGGGGAAAGAAUGAACUUCGACCUCUGACCAGGAACGGACACAUCGGGAAUAUGUUUGGUGGACUCAGAGGUGCUUCAAUCGUGGAUUCUCUGGACACGCUGUACAUCAUGGGUCUGAUGGAGGAGUAUGAGGAAGCCAAGGAAUGGGUUCAAAACAACCUGGACCUGAACUCGAAUGGAGAGGCGUCACUGUUCGAGGUGAACAUCCGUUACGUUGGCGGACUUCUCUCUGCGUACUACCUGACGGGAGCUGAGAUAUUUAAGCAGAAGGUGCUGGAGCUGGGCGAGAAGUUGUUACCCGCCUUCAACACGCCCACCGGCAUUCCCAGAGGAGUCAUUAACCUGGGCAGCAGUGGCACCAGCUGGAGUUGGGGCUGGGCUUCGGCCGGCAGCAGCAUCCUGGCCGAGUUUGGCACGCUGCACCUGGAGUUCCUUCACCUGUCCGAACUGUCCAGAAACCCCCUGUUCACUGAGAAGGUGAUGAACAUCCGAAAGCUGCUGAACAAAAUCGAGAAGCCUCACGGUCUGUAUCCCAACUUCCUGAGUCCCGUCAGCGGCAACUGGGUACAGCAUCACGUGUCUAUCGGAGGUCUUGGGGACAGUUUCUAUGAGUACCUGAUCAAAUCCUACCUGAUGUCAGACAAGACGGAUCAGGAGGCCAAGAAGAUGUACUACAGCGCCAUGGAGGCCAUCGAGACGAACCUGGUGCAGAAGUCUCCGGGUGGCCUGACGUACGUGGCCGAGUGGCGAGGAGGAAUCCUGGACCAUAAGAUGGGGCAUCUGGCCUGUUUCUCCGGCGGGAUGAUCGGCAUCGGCGCUGAAGACGGGCCGGCGGGACAGAAGCAGCACUACCUGGACCUGGCCGCUGAAAUCACUCACACCUGCCACGAGUCCUACAGCCGCUCAGCAACCAAACUGGGUCCGGAGGCGUUCCGCUUCGAUGCAGGAGCCGAGGCCACAGCCACCCGACUGAGUGACCGCUACUACAUCCUGAGGCCAGAGGUCAUCGAGAGCUACAUGUACAUGUGGCGUUUGACCCACGACCCCAAAUACAGGGAGUGGGGCUGGGAGGCCGUGGAGGCGUUGGAGAAGCACUGUCGUGUAGACGCGGGUUUCUCAGGAAUCAGAGACGUGUACGCCUCCACAGUCAGUCACGACAACAUGCAGCAGAGCUUCUUCCUGUCUGAGACGCUCAAAUACCUGUACCUGCUGUUCUCGGACGAUGAUCUCCUGCCGCUGGAGGACUGGGUGUUUAACACGGAGGCUCAUCCGCUGCCCGUUAUACACAAGAGCUGCCUGCAGGAGAACAGUGCCACACAAGACCAUGGACAGACCAACCUGGAGUAGUAUUUACCAUCUCACACACACACACACACACACACACACACGCGUGGAUUCAACCUCACGGGUCCUGACAUGGAUUCUCAGCUCCUUUCCUGUAAAGGAUCUCUUCAUAUAUAUAUAUAUAUAUAAAUAUACGCUGUGAUUGUAUAUCUCUGAGCUGAGGCUUCCCGCUCUCCUCGGCGGGCGGAAGCCGGCGCAAUUUUCCGUGGACAAUCAGUGAAACGUGACUUUCAUGAGAAGAGCACCUUUUUUUCUUUGCUUCUUUCCUCUGUGAGGAAAAAACGAAUAACUUGCAGCCCCGAAUCUGUGGGAGGAGUGCCGUACGAUGGCGGGCCAUGCUGAGCGAAAGAGAAAACCACUUUUCUUCACGUCUCACCUGUAAUUUAUCUUUUCUUUCAUCCUUUCAUUGUGUAUUCCUUUCCCGUCUCUUCUGCCAAAGCGUUUGCAGUCUUUUUUAUUUCGUUUUCUCUCCCAACCCCUGAUAUUUUGUUCUAUCUAGUUUCGAGUCCAAUUUUGUGCUAUGAUUUUUUUAUUAUUUCAAGAACUGAGAUAUUUACAAACCCCACAAAAGGAUCCUUUGUGAAAUGUGUUGUACAGAAACCUUUGGUUUGAACAGGAAGUUGAAUGAUGUCAUUGGCAGGGCAGGAUUGUUUUACGUGAUUUUACACUUAAACUGGUAUUUUUAUUAUUUUUUUAUGCUUCAACUGCAUUGUGAGCCUCGGUGUUGUGCACGACAUGCCAUGUUUCAAAGACCAGCAUCACCGGAGCGGAAAAACACGCUUGCACUGACACCCGAUUGCCACUAGGGCUGGGCGAUUAUAUAUUGAAUAUUCCUUAUAUUUUUGCAAUGAUUUUGCACGCAAUUAUUUUAAUGUGCUUUUUUAAGUCAGACUAGUUUCAUGGUGGUUCUUCAGUAUCAAAAACAGGAUUUUUGUUUGAUUCAUUUCCAUGAAUCACUUCAAACUGUGUUCUUUAAUAAAUCGCUUUAGCAUCAUCGUUCAGAAAUCACAAUUAUUUUAACGCGCUUUUUAAUUUGUCCUUUAAGUUUCAUUAAGAUUGCAGCAUCAGACUAGCUUCACGAUGAUUCUUCAGUAUCAAAAACAACAUUCAAACUUCAGACUGUUUUAAUGAAUCGAUUCAUAAACAAAAAGCAUUCUUUGAAGAUUAUGAAUUACACAAUUAUUAGAAAGCAGUUUUUUAAUUUGUCCAUUAAGUUUCCUAAAGAUUGAGUUGUUAAAAUAGUUUCAUGAUUUUUCUUCAGUGUCAAAAACAGCAUUUAAGUUUGAUUCCUUUCCAUGAAUCGCUUCAAACUGUCCAUUUCAGUGAAUGUAUUCUAAACUCUAAAGCAAAGAUGCAUUAGCUUCAUCACUCAACAAAGCUGAAAUAAUUAUUUGAAUGUGCUUUUUAAAUUUGCUCAUUAAGUUUCAUCAUCAGACUAGUUUCAUAAUGAUUCUUCAGUAUCGAUCAAAAAGGCAAAAAAUUGAGUUUCAUUCUUUUAAUUUGUGCAUUACUUCUUAAAGAUUGCAUCCAAGUUUCAUGAUUGUUCUGCUGUGUCAAAAUAUAACAUGCAAGUCUGAUUAAUUUCCACGUCCGUUUCAACGCGUCUAUUCAAAACUCUAAAGAUGUAUUUUGAAUCGUCAUAAAAAUGCUGGAGAUUAUUUUAAUGCGUUUUAUUCAUCCAUUAUGCUUCAGACUAGUUUCAUGAUUCUUCUACAGCAUUUAAGUUUAAUUCACUUCCGUGAAUCAGAUAUGCUUUUGCAUCAUCUUUUAAAAAAUGCUGGAGAACAUGAAUCAUGCAAUUAUUUUAAUUUGUUCAUCAAGUAUUGCAUCAUCUGACUAGUUUCAUGAUUUAAGUUUGAUUCAUUUCUGUGAAUCAGUUCAGAUUAAUCAAAACUGAAACAAAGAUGCAUUUGCGUCUUCGCUCAAAAAAUGUUGUUUUAGUAGAAAUAUCUAUCGGUAAAUAUUGCUGUUUAUGACCAUGUACUGUUACACUGGUGCGUAUAAAUGAAAAUGAUUCAGCUGUGAAUAACGCAUUGUACCGCGAUUAAAUUAAUUCUUCAGAUCUCUGCCCAAAAUCAGCACAGAAAAUGUGAAAUUGCUUGCUUUUUAAGCGCUAUCGCCCAGCCCUGUCGGCCACAGUCGUCUCAAAGCAUCGAUGGUGAAUGUGAACGUUUUUUCCGGGGUUUUUGUCCCCGAAGCAACGCCGUCAGACAGUAAUGGUGGAAUGAAUGUGAGUCAUUCAUGUCAUUAAUUGUUCCUACUUUCUCUCUCUUUCUCUUUUCUAAUUUUUAUGGAUGUUUAUGAAAGACUCGCUCUUUUCAUUUUCCUCAGGUGUUUCUGUACAAGUUUUGAUUACAGUUAUUUGCACUAUUCAUUACGGUAGUGCCGAUCAUUGUUAAUUUGAACGUCUUCUGUCUCUCAUUGUUGAAUAUUUUCAAAUACUGGUAAAAGAUCUGUGCGAUUUAUACAUUUAAAACGAGUGUACAAAUGC
Molecule: messenger RNA, 6013 nt
Organism: Onychostoma macrolepis
Lineage: Eukaryota; Metazoa; Chordata; Actinopteri; Cypriniformes; Cyprinidae
Product: mannosyl-oligosaccharide 1,2-alpha-mannosidase IA
Exons: 12
Coding region: 1588-3525 (645 amino acids)
Biological process (GO): carbohydrate metabolic process; N-glycan processing
Cellular component (GO): endoplasmic reticulum; Golgi membrane; extracellular exosome
Molecular function (GO): calcium ion binding; mannosyl-oligosaccharide 1,2-alpha-mannosidase activity
Source: RefSeq, a predicted model, not a curated record